AAUGUAGUAAACGUAAUGUUUGGCUAAUAUUAAUAAUACAGUAGUCGUGUGUUUGGCAGUGAAGUGACUGAAAGACAAACAGACAGACAGACAGUCAGUGAAGACAACACAACACUGUCGAUCACUGAACCAAAUGGACGAAACAGCCGACACUAAGCCUGUCAUCGAUCCGGAAGUGGAUUCAGGUGUGACUCAUACUAAAGGAGACGAUCAGCCGAAAGACGAGACGUUGACCGUUGCCGCCGAUAAAUCGGAACAAUCAUCUGUGGCUAAUGAAGACAGUGAAGCCAACAUCAGUGAUACACCGAUGGACACGGAGUCUACUGAGUUAAAGACUGAGCUUAAACCAGUCGAAGAAACUGAAUCACAAGUGGUUGCACCUGUAGAUGAACCGGCAGAACCAGCCGUAGAGCCGGUUCCAGAAGUGGCACUUAGAUCGCCAUCGGAACCCGAAAAACCAGUGUCACCGGCACCGGCUGUUCAGUCGGCGACUCCACCGCACACACAGAGCUCUAAGAAGCCCAAAGUGGACUUAGCUUCGGUACCGGUGCGCCAGUACUUAGACACGACUGUUGUCCCCAUCCUAUUGCAGGGUCUGUCAACUGUGGCCAGAGAGAGACCAUCAAAACCAGUGGCAUAUUUGGCACAGUUUUUGUCGGACAGGGCUCAAGAAUAUGACGAGUAAUUGGACGACAAAUUAAA
Molecule: messenger RNA, 702 nt
Organism: Oppia nitens
Lineage: Eukaryota; Metazoa; Arthropoda; Arachnida; Sarcoptiformes; Oppiidae
Product: dosage compensation protein dpy-30-like
Exons: 2
Coding region: 134-685 (183 amino acids)
Cellular component (GO): Set1C/COMPASS complex
Source: RefSeq, a predicted model, not a curated record